Molecule: messenger RNA, 1044 nt
Organism: Macrosiphum euphorbiae (potato aphid)
Lineage: Eukaryota; Metazoa; Arthropoda; Insecta; Hemiptera; Aphididae
Source: the annotation of a GenBank genome assembly
AUGAAACACCAAGCAAGAGAACAGAUUGAAGAAAGGCGACCUAGUUUAGUGUCUGCACUGAAACAAGUCGGAGAUUUCUAUAUGCAAAUAAAAUGGGACUUUCAAAGUUGGGUGCCAUUAGUUUCUCGAGUUCUACCCUCAGAUCUUUGUCAGAUUCAUAAAAGAGGCACAUCUUUUAGAUUGGAUACAACAUUAGUAGAUUUUGCUAUGAAUGAUAUGAAAUGGGAACGUGGGGAAAUCACAUUUUUGUUUGAUGGUGAUGCUAAACCUCCACAUUCUCUUAUUGUCAUGGACAAUAAAGCUGGUGUUUACCAAAGAGUCAGAUAUUUAGAAACUGAAUCAGAGAUUGAAGAUGAAGUUGAUUUAAUGAUGAGUACUGAUAUAGUUACUGCGCAAAUGUCUACGAAAUCAAUAACAUUUUCUCGAGCCCAAUCGGGAUGGAUAUUUCGACAAGACAGAAAAGAAACCAUUGGAGAUUUUAAUGCAGAUUUUUAUCAUAUAAAUGGAUUAACAUUAGAACAGAAAAAACGAAGGGAACACUUAUCCGAAGAAGAUCUACAAAAAAAUAAAGCAAUCAUUGAGAGUUUAACCAAAGGAGGAUGUGCUAUUAGCAUUGAUUGCAACGGGGAACCUGUAAGACGAGAAUCACUCCUUCCUCCCAUGCCUGCAAUGUGCACAUGGAAAGAGUAUUUUACAUCUCCAGCAGGACAACAUCCAGCUCUAGCGAGAGAAAUGGUUUUUAAAAACACAACAAGAGGAUUUAAAGCAACAGUUGCUAUGAGUAUGGAUUUCCCUCUAUCUGUUGCUAUGCUAAUGGAUGUACUUGAGGUUACUGCUCCAUUUAAACAUUUUGCUAAACUACGUGAUUUUGUGAAUUUAAAACUACCACCAGGGUUUCCAGUCAAAUUAGAUAUUCCAAUACUGCCAACAGUGUCUGCUAAGAUCACAUUCCAGGCUUUUGAGUUUCGAGAUGAUAUAGAUUCUAAACUUUUUGAAGUACCUGCGAAUUAUGUUGAAGAUCCAUCAAGGUUUCCAGAUUUAUGA